Messenger RNA from Candida albicans SC5314, 654 nucleotides. It is a transcript of the gene VTI1, whose product is annotated as v-SNARE protein. The coding region runs from base 1 to 654 and encodes 217 amino acids. NCBI's taxonomy places the organism in Eukaryota, Fungi, Ascomycota, Pichiomycetes, Serinales, Debaryomycetaceae. Gene Ontology annotation, cellular component: Golgi apparatus; endoplasmic reticulum membrane; late endosome membrane. Gene Ontology annotation, biological process: macroautophagy; Golgi to vacuole transport; intra-Golgi vesicle-mediated transport. The transcript is spliced from 2 exons. The record is from RefSeq and is a predicted model, not a curated record. Gene Ontology annotation, molecular function: SNAP receptor activity; SNARE binding.
AUGUCAGAAUCAUUCAAUACUUAUGAAUCGGAAUUUCAAUUUGCGAUACAAGAAGCGCAAAUUAAGAUAUCUCAAAUUAAUUCGGUUGAUGCAGAGCAACGUAAGAAUUAUUUAAAAUCAAUUGAAGGAGCCAAUGAAGAAGCAAGAGAAGUACUUGAUCAAAUGACAAUUGAAGUGUCGAAUUUACCUUCGAAUCAAAGAUCAUCAUACAAUGCUAAAAUUCGAAACUAUCGAACAGAAUUAGAUACUGUGACAGUGACAUAUAAUAAACUUUUAGAUGCUCAAGAUAAAGUUGAAUUAUUUGGUAGUAAUAGAUAUACCGAUGAUAGUGGCGAUUCAUCAGAACAACGUAAACAAUUAUUGAGUAAUAAUUCAUCGUUAGAAAGAUCAUCACAACGAUUACAUGAUAGUCAAAGAAUUGCUAUGGAAACAGAAAAUAUUGGUAGUAAUAUUUUGAAUGAUUUACGAUCACAAAGAGAACAAAUUAAUGGUGCUAGAAAUACAUUACUGCAAGCAGAUAAUUAUGUUGAUCGUUCAGUACAAACCUUGAAAACUAUGGGUCGUAGAUUGACGGCUAAUAAGUUUAUAAGUUAUGGAAUAAUUGCGGUAUUGAUAUUAUUAAUAUUUUUAGUUCUUUUCAGUAAAUUUUCUUAG